UGUUCUUUGAAUAUAUUGACAGUAUAUGCCAUUAUAUACUCUUAAGUAAUUGUUUUAGUUUAAUUAAAUAGCAGUUAUCAGUAAAAAUACUCAAUACUUGGAUUUUAUUCUGUAGCUGUAAUUUUUUAUAAGUCUUUAAAUUAGCAAACAUCAAAUACGAAUAGCCAUGUUGCGCAGUUGGAACAUUUCUUCACAUGACGUCACAGAACAAGUUUGUUGUUUUCAAGUUCAACCUUAUACAUUCAUAGAGGUUAUGUAGCACUCCGAGAUGUAAAUCUAACGUUACGUUUAUUUUAUAAAAACAAUAAUAAUCAAUUAAAAACAAAAUGGAUAAAAACAUGCAAGUUGAUCCAGAUCCAGAAACAGAUACUAUUUCAACUGGCUUUAUUUUCUCAAGACCAAACAUUAUCCCUAGUCCAGAAAAACAUGUUAACUUUGGUGCUUUUACUGAUAGUGCUAAUGUUUUUGGUGGGAGGAUUACCCAAUUUCCUGAAGCUUCAACUUUUACAUUUGCCAAACCAGCGACUAUUGAAAGACAAGAUUAUGGAGAUGAAUCACAUACAACGAAUCAAAACGUACAGGCCAACAGAAUUUUUCAACCCUCUCCGUUCUCUACCCAAGAUAUUAAGAAGACAGCAGAUGAAUCACAAAUAGCUACUAAUCAGAAUGUGCAAACUGAUAGAAUUUUUCAACCCUCUCCGUUGUCUACCCAAAAUAUUAAGAAGACAACAGAUGAAUCACAUACUACCAAUAAAAAUGCACACAAUAAAAAAAAUGUUCAACCUUCUCCAUUUUCUGUCCAAGAUAUCAAGAAGACAGCAGCAUUCACUCAGCUAGAGAAAAAUUCCAAGAAAAAUGAAAAUAUUAAACUAGAAGUAUCCAAGUCUAUCAGCUGCCUAGAUGUACCAGAUUCUCUUCUAGUAAAAUCUGUGGCCAAGGAAUACUUCGAGCAGUUUGGAGAAAUACUAAAAAUAACUAUUCGGCCAAAACGUAAAAUAAUCGCAGUUUAUUAUGGUACAACAGUUGAAGCAUCUGAAGCUUAUAACAAUGCUGGAUCAUUUUUGGGACAUGAUUUUAAAGUUGAAUGGACAAAUUCGGAUUUAUUGUUGAAACCUAAAAAAAAAGAAUCUAUUAAGGGCAAGAUUUCCAGUAUUUUAAAUAUAGAUGACGAUGUGAAAGAAGAAUUGGAAGCUCUAAAAGGUUUAGAGUAUAAUUUGCCAGAUACCCAAAAUUUAAAAGUUUUGACUGCAGUCGCAAAGGCAAAAGUGAGAAAGGCAAAAGUUGUUGCUAACAAGGAAGCAAAGCCUUUGAUGAAAGCAGCAAAAGCAUUAACUACAAGAUCAUCAAUAAAAAGACCAUUAACUUCAUUACCUUUAGCAAGCAAAAUAGCAAUUGCUUCUGAAAAGUCAACUCCCAUAGUUGAAGCAGCAGGAAAUCAAGUUCUAAAAAUAAGUAGCUCAACUAUUGAGGAAUUAAAAAGUCAAGUUCGUCAAGCGGGUACAACCUCGGAAGAAAAAUGGAAGAUUCUGGAUGCCCGGGAUCGCCUUAUGAGACUAAAGCGUAAUAAGCAAAAGAAACUGGCUACCGCCAAGGUAACAGUAGGUGUCUGUCCAGAUAUGUGCCCAGAGAAAGAAAGGUAUAUGCGUGAAUUCCAGAGACAACUCUCGCCUUAUGAACAAAUGGAAGGCGGCGAGUACAGGAUCAAUCACUCUGUCGCUGUAAAACAGUAUUCCCGGUCAUCAGCUGAUCAAGAAGAACCAAUGGCUCAUGAUUUGAGGCCAGUCAAGUCCUUGAAGAUGACCAUGAGUUAUCUCUUACACGAGAUCGCCGACCUUUGCGAGGAAGACGAUGCGAAUUUAACCGAAUGGUACCACUUUCUGUGGGAUAGAAUGAGGAGUAUACGUAAAGACAUAACGCAACAGGAACUGUGCUGUGUAGACACUGUUGAACUAGUGGAACAGUGCGCCAGGUUUCACAUAUUGUCGUCCGAAAGGCUUUGCGCAGAGGAGGCAUCAGUUUUCGAUCCAAAAAUCAACAGUGAGAAUCUGACCAAGUGCCUGCAGUCGUUGAAGUACAUGUACUACGAUUUAAGAGAAAACGGCAUAUCUUGCAAAAACGAGCCGGAAUUUCGCGCUUACAUUAUUUUACUGAAUUUGAACAACGGCACCUUUAUAUCGGAGCUGAGGACGCUGCCUCCGGAAGUUCAGCACUCGACAGAAGUAAAAUUUGCACUGGAAGUGCACUCAGCCAUAGCCAUGGACAAUUACUGUAGAUUUUUCAAGCUUGUGCGCAACACGUCCUACCUGAAUGCCUGUAUUCUGUUGCGUUACUUCAAUCAGGUCCGUGUAAAAGCCUUGUCAAUAAUGGUCAAGGCCUACUGCCGCACCUCGGGCACAACGGAGUAUCCUCUCUACGAGUUAAUCGACAUCCUCGGCUUCGAGGACGAGGAUGAGGUGUUUGAUUUCUGUUCUCGCGUGGGUCUGAAAGUUGACAAGGAAAGCCUCUACAUCAAAUUGAAUAAAGAACAAUUUCGACGACCUGACAGCAUGCUGGAACAAAAUCGUGCCUACAAUCUUGUUUUAUCAAAGAGAGUGUCGGUUAACCAAGCAGUUGGCGAAUGUAUUGCUGGAGGAGUUUGGCCCGAAAAGACCUACGAGAAUCACAAGCCGCACAGUAGUUUCGACUCGCAAGGAUACUUGUUGCCCUCGUCCAUCAACGCUCAGGAUCAGAAUUCAGCGGAUCCUUACGAGUUUAUGGACGAGGAAGAGAAUGACGUGCAGUUUGUCAGCGAACAGAAAAGGACCAAAGUUGUUAAUAAGAUAUCCAAUAAUAUCGAUGAGAAGAAACAAUCUAAUGCUGUUGCUAAAUCGACGAAUGCCGAGUUCUCGUUUAAACAACCCGAACCAAUUUUCUCCGCUCCGACGACGAAUAAAAUUUUCUCCAUGACGACAGCAGCAGCUACGCCGAGUAGCAGCGUUAACGAUCCAAAAUUCUUGGCACCUACUGCUACCACAACUGCGACAACGUCGAUCUUCGCCAAACCACCAGCUUCAAUUUUCCAAGCUAUUCCGACGAAACCGUCGGUUCUCCCGACGAAUUCACCUUUUAACAUGACGAUGAAUAAAAGUAUAUUCGCUGGUACUACUAAACAAACAAACUUGUUCAAGCUGCCUUCGGUAUCAGCUAUGUCUGUACCAAUGAAGCAGGAUACCGUCGACGCUGCGAGCGAUCGCGUGUCGACAAAGCGGCGAUUGGAACAGGACUCUGAAAGCAGAGUCGAGAAGAAGAAACUUUUGGAAAGGGAUGAGCUUCGUCGCAAGCAACUCGAAACCGAGGAGCGUCUAAGGAUUGAACAGGAAAAGUUGCGCCGACUAGAGCAGCUGAACAAGUGUACCUUGGAGCAAUACAAGCAGCUCCAGAAGGAGGUUCUGGAAGAGAUGUGCUCCUCGAUAGUUCAAGCCGAACUGGAUCGGAUCAAAUUCAUUGGAACCCUCAGCAACGAAAUCUUCGACAGCCUCGUGCGCGAGAUCUGCGAGAGUAUACUGGACGAGCAGCUUUUCAUUCAGGACAUGCUGAUCGAGGUGGAGCGUCGGCUACGUGACCGACUCGUUAUCAAGUACUACCGCAUGUGGAAACAGUGGGCCGCGAAACGCAGAGCCCAGCGCAGAGAAGCCCUGGACAAUACGCCCGUUUGGCUUCAACCUCAGAGCUUGGAAGAGCGCGCCAGACAGCUCUAUCAUCCUGAGCAGAAGGUGGCGAUUAAAUACGCGAGAGAGAACAAGAGGAAGAGUCUGGUAGCCGAUGAGGAGAAGAAACAGAAGCUUACACCGAUUGAGUUCAUCAUCAACGUAGGGCUGAAAGAGAAUGCCAAGAGCUUGGACGUGGAGCCCAGCCAGCAUGCGUUUUGGAAAAUGGUCAUAUCAUGGCCGCUGUUGGAGAACAGACUCACGCUCUGGCGGCACAAAAAAGUCGUCAACAAAUAUCUCAGUCCAGAAGAUUAUACAAUAGAACCAAUCAUCAUUCAACACAAGCCCAAUCCUCUGGAACACCUCGACAUCUGCAUUCGCCACUUCGAAGGACUUAUUUGUGAGAACUACCUGACAGGGAUGGACGCCCUCCUGUUUAUUGUUAGUGCCGACGAGGAGCCACGAUCUAUUGAACGACGUCUUACUAAGUCUGUACUAUCCCGUGAAAAACUCAUGCCCAUACCGCUAGUCAUCUUGAUUUUUGGUGACGAGGACCGAGAUCCUAAAGUAGUUGAGGUUGCGUCAAUAGUCGAGAAUUUACUAGAAUCGGGAUACGUAUCCGAGUAUACGGUAUUAUACGAGAGGAGCGUCGAUGAAAAUGUCGUUCUCAGUGUAUUGCAAAGUGCCACUAUGUGGCUGGCUAUUAAUAAGUCACCGUCUGUGCCAUUGGAAAUGGAUUAUUUAAAGAGGGUGUUUGACGACUGUUUGACUGAAGAGCUGUGGCUAAGGAUUCAAGGACAUCUAUCGAAUAAUCCCAAAUUUUCAAAACCCUUGAAUGACCCGAAUUUCAUAAUUAAUCUGCACAACGAAGCGGUCAAUCACAUCAUGGACAUUAUUUUGGACCCAGAAUCGAUGACCUAUACCGAUUUUGCACCGGAGUUGAAGGUCUAUCUAAAUAGCAAGCGCACCUAUCCCUGCACUUACGAAUACUUCGAUAUCGUCUGGAAGCAUCCGGAAUACCGAGCAGAACUCGAGCGCAUAAUGAGUAGUUUUAUUUUUCCACCAUGGAAAGAAUCAUGGCCAAUUCAUGACACGAUGGAGCUUCACGAAGCUAUUACUGAUUAUUGUUGUCAAAUUCUGCCUUACGAAUGCAGUGUAUCUGUCACUAACAACAUAAUGAGCGACAUGUUUUUGAUAUCAGGACAUAGUGAAGAUAACUGUCAAACUUUCACCGACGUUAUUUUGCAUAUUAUAGGCAAAAAGCUCACUGCUAUAGGUGGUAACACUCGCGUUGUUUACAACAAAAAUCAUAUCAAGCACUUCCAAACACUGCCUUGGUGGUUUAAAUCGAGCAUACUCAUGGAUUAUAUGAUACAGCAGGAGGAGAAUGAUAAGGAAGAAGAGGAAAAUCAGGAGCAAAAUUUGAGUAUAUCUGAAACAACUGUGAGUCAGAUGCAGAAUUCUAUACCCUCGACAUCGCAAAUGGACAUAAACUUCGAAUGUGAUAUUGAUGAGCUGGAUCAGACGUGUCGUCAGCAGGAUGAGGAACUAGGAUCAUUGGAUGAAUUCUGUCAAGAAACGUGCAAACGCUUCGCAGAUGUGCAGGCUUGUGCAGAAACAUUGGAAAAGCAAUUGAAAGAGCAGAGAUUGAAAAACGAAGCUCUCGAAGCUAGGCUGAAAGAGGCGCUUAAAGAUGAAAUCUUUGAUAGCUGUAGCUGAUUUAUUUUUUACUUACCUCGCGGUUAUUAUUUAACUUUUCUGAACCAUUAAUUAUUAAUCGAUGGAAUGGAAAAAAUGUGACUUUUUAAACAUUACAUUUAUUUGGAAGUGAUUAGGAAGUUUUGUAGUAUGUUAUGGUAUAGUUUGUAUAUAUAUACAUUAAACUUAAUUGUAUAAGAAAGUGCGAUAAGGGUAUUCUUGUUAUUUUUUAAUUCUUUUUAUUGGAAAUGUGCCAUGUCUGUAUAAAUAAGCCAUUUUACUUACAAACAGUCUAACACCAUCGAUUUAUUAGAACAUUAAAUUAAUGUUUUACAACUUUACCACAAGUUUUUGAAGUAAUUAAUUAAUUACUUGAUUCUCAUUUUAUAGAAAAUAAAUUAAUAAACGUGCAUUCUUUUUAUUAGGUGAAUAAUUCAAUUCAAACAUUCAUUAUUAUGAAUUAACUUUAACUUUCAAGUAACAUAGACUACCCUAUCUGAAUGUAAAUACGUAUGUCUACUAAAUUAAGACACCCAACUUAAAUGUGUAUAAGAACAAAUUGACAACAAAUUUCUUACUAUUAAAUAAUAACAUUUUUUA
This is a messenger RNA of Nasonia vitripennis (jewel wasp), 5984 nucleotides long. It is a transcript of the gene xmas, whose product is annotated as germinal-center associated nuclear protein. Gene Ontology annotation, molecular function: nucleic acid binding. The record is from RefSeq and is a predicted model, not a curated record. Gene Ontology annotation, biological process: mRNA export from nucleus. The transcript is spliced from 10 exons. Bases 327 to 5405 code for a protein of 1692 amino acids. NCBI's taxonomy places the organism in Eukaryota, Metazoa, Arthropoda, Insecta, Hymenoptera, Pteromalidae. Gene Ontology annotation, cellular component: transcription export complex 2; cytoplasm; nucleus.